Molecule: messenger RNA, 3846 nt
Organism: Lasiodiplodia theobromae
Lineage: Eukaryota; Fungi; Ascomycota; Dothideomycetes; Botryosphaeriales; Botryosphaeriaceae
Product: ABC transporter protein
Exons: 3
Coding region: 1-3846 (1281 amino acids)
Biological process (GO): transmembrane transport
Cellular component (GO): membrane
Molecular function (GO): ABC-type transporter activity; ATP hydrolysis activity; ATP binding
Source: RefSeq, a predicted model, not a curated record
AUGGAGGCCUCUGUUGUACCGCCAGAGCCCACGGCUCUCGAACCCGUCCGUACGCGUAACGAUGCCGACCCUUCUGCUGGAGAAACCCGCUCCCAACACGCGCGUCAUAGCCGAAACGUCAGCGCCGGCGACUCCCAAUGGCGCCGAGACAUGGACGUGACCUCGCUCAGCACUGCUCAGCCGAGAGCCUGGCAUGCUGAGAUUGGCGGUGUCUCCAAGAUAUUCUUCAGACGCAUUGCUGGCCUCAAUCCCUUCAAGACGUCCUACUUCUCGCUCUACCGACCGCUCAAGAGCUUCCAGGACCGAUGCAUCCUCAUCGCUGGUGUAAUUCUGGGCAUCGCCGCUGGCGUGCCUCUGCCCUUGAUUGGCGUCAUUUUUGGCCACAUCAUUGAUGCCUUCCCGCCGUCAGAACACGAACUCGCCGUCCGCAUUUCGCAGUUGCUCGGGGUUGCUGUGGCAUACUUUGUCGUCACUUGGGGAUGGGCCGUGUGCUGGGGCAUCAUCGGUGAGAGGACCUCCCGCGGACUACGGGAGGCACUUGUCGAGCGUGCUCUUGGAAUGGAAAUGGCCUAUUUCGAUGUCGAAGCGCCAGACAUGACCAGUAUUCUCACGGAAAAGACCCAGACCGUGCAGCUUGGUACCUCUGAGAAAGUCGGCCUCUUCAUCCAGUCAAUCUCAUACUUCGUGGCCGCUUUCACUGUCGGCUUCAUCCUGGAUGCCCAAUUGACCGGAAUCCUCCUGGUGGCAGUCAUCCCAACCAUGUUCAUCAUCAUCACUUUCGGCUCGAAAACUGUCGCAAAACUGCAGAAAAGCUCGGCAGAUGUUGCAGAGAACGCUGCUGCUAUCGCAUCGAGUGCCUUGAAAGCCGUUCAGGUGGUUCAAGCAUUUGGCAUUGCGGACAAGUUGGCCGAUGAAUACCUCGAACUCCUGAAAAGGGGCGCAGAUGGCGGUGCUGGCACAAUCUAUGCGGUCGUCUUCCUCAUCCUUGACGCCUCCUUUGUCGUCGGCCAGUUCGGUCCUUUCAUCCAAACUUUCGCCAUGGCAGCAGGCGCCGGUGAAUCCAUUUUCGAGGUCCUGGACCACGCAGAUCCACAUAUCGAUGUGUAUGCAAAAGAUGGCGAGACUCCUGACGCAUCUGACUUCGCGGGUGGCAUUCGUUUUGAGAACGUCACUUUCGUCUACCCUGCAAGACCGACUGCGAGGGUUCUGAAUCACGUAAACCUCAACUUCCAGCCCGGUGCUGUGAACGGCAUCGUCGGUGCUUCUGGCUCCGGCAAGUCCACCGUUGCUGGCCUUCUUCUGCGGUUCUACGAUCCCUCUUCGGGAAAGGUCACUAUUGGCUCAAAGGACAUCAAACGAUUCAACGUUGGUGGACUUCGUUCUCGGAUCUCAAUGGUCAACCAAGAGCCAGUUCUCUUCUCCGGCACGAUUUUCGAAAACAUCAAAUACGGGCUAGAUGAAGACCACGGGCUCUCCGAUGAGGAAGUUCUCCGACGCUGUGAAGAAGCAGCACAGGAGGCGGCUUGCGACUUCUUCGACAUUCUCCCAGAUGGCAUCCAUACUGCCAUUGGAAGUUCGGGCCACACCUCGUUGUCUGGCGGUCAAAAGCAACGGAUCUGUCUGGCGAGAGCUCUGGUUGGAAACCCUUCCCUGCUGAUCCUUGACGAAUACACCAGUGCCAUGGAUGCCACCAGCGAAGCUCUGGUCCUCAAAGCUCUGGAUAGAGCCACAUCUGUGUCCGGUCGAACGACUAUCAUUGUCGCCCACCGUCUAGCUACGAUCAAGAACGCCGCAAAGAUCAUGGUUAUGGAGCAGGGAAAUCUCAUCGAAGAGGGCACACACGAGAGCCUUAUCGAGAUGAACGGUACCUACAGCCGUCUAGUUGAGGCUCAAAAAUUCGAUAAGAGCCCCCUGGAUUCGAAGACGUCAUCGAUAACAGCAACCCCCAGCAUCGCUCCGAUGACCACCGAGAUGGACAAAGACACUGAAAUCCCUACUGCCGGACAAGCGCAACCAUCGCAAGCCAGCCAGCCUUCCAAGCCAUUCAGUAUCGCCCAAGUUUUACGCAGAGCGUUUCUUCUCAGCAAACCGGAGACCCUGUACAUAAUGCUGGGACUGUUCGCCUCCAUGUGCAGCGGAGGUAUCAUUAUUGGCGAGGCAAUCAUUUUCGGCAGCCUCGUGUCCACUCUGAACACCGAUUUUAACAGUCCCGAUUUUGACAGCCAAGUCAACUUCUUUUGCUUGAUGUUCUUCAUCUUGUCUCUCAUCGCGCUGUGCGCGUAUAUGACAAGCGGAUCCUGCUUCGGUGUCGUUUCUCAGUGGCUUCUCUGUCGUAUUCAGGACACUUCACUCAGAAACAUCCUCAGGCAAGAUGUGUCCUGGUUCUCGAAGCCAGGAAGGUCAUCGCAUGCCCUCAUGUCGAGCUUGAGCAUGGAUGCUGGACACAUUAGCGGUCUUUCUGGCGUCAUCAUUGGCACGAUCUUCUCGGUCACUACUUCAAUCUGCGGUGGGAUCAUUCUCGCCCACGUUGUCGCUUGGAAGAUCGCAGUCGUGUUACUUGCUGCGGUUCCGAUUAUGCUCGUUGCGGGCUUUUUCAGACUUCGCGUCCUGUCCAUGGCGGAAGAGCGCCACGAGACUGCCUACAACGAUGCUGCAGCUUUGGCCUCUGAGGCUUGCGCUGCCAUUCGCACUGUCUCUGCACUUGGGCGAGAGCGCGGUGUAUUCAAGCAGUACAAGCAGGCCAUCCAGGGCCCUUACCAAGAGAGUCUCAAGUUCACCUUGAUUGGAAACAUUUUGCUCGCGUUUUCGCUCUCCAUCACGUACUUUGUGUAUGCCCUGGCCUACUGGUGGGGUUCGAGGCAAGUGCGCGAGGGCAUGUAUGGCAUGCGCGACUUCUUCAUCGUUCUACCGGCGCUUCUAUUCUCCGCACAGUCAGCUGGCCAAAUGUUCUCACUUGCCCCAGAGAUCACCCGCGCCAAGUCAGCGGCACGCAACGUCUUCAAACUCCACGACGAAAAGCCCUCGAUCAUAGUCGACGAACCUAACACAACGAGCGCAAGCUCUCUGUCGGACAACGUGGCUGAGAAAGCAAAGGCUGGGCGCAAAGGGACGCUGGAGCUGAGGAAUGUCAGUCUUGCCUACCCCUCGAGACCCGACACUCUGGCUCUGAAGGGCAUAAGUUUGUCGAUUCGAGCGGGUGAAUAUGUCGCAUUCGUGGGACGGUCCGGGGCUGGCAAGUCAUCGUCAAUCGCUCUCAUCGAGCGCUUCUUCGACCCGACAUCAGGCAGCGUAUUCAUGGAUGGCGAGAACAUCAAAAACAAACCGGUCUACUCGCACAGGGCGAGGAUUGGUCUUGUCGAGCAGGAGCCGAACCUGUUCCCUGGAAGCAUCAUGCACAACGUAUCGUUGGGGGCGAGACCCGGGGUGACGCCGACAAGGGAAGACGUGGAAAGAGUGUGCAAGAUGUGCGCGCUGCACGAGUUCAUCAUGAGUCUACCAGAAGGCUACAACACCGAGGUGGGCGCCAACGGGGGCCGACUAUCAGGUGGGCAGCGGCAGCGGCUAGCGAUAGCACGGGCACUUAUCAGAGACCCGGAGAUCUUGCUGCUCGACGAGGCUACCUCGCAGCUGGAUGCGACGAGCGAGAAAGAGGUUAGAAGGGCGAUCGCAGCCGCGUCGUCGGGGCGAACCACGAUCAUGGUAGCGCACCGACUGGCCAGCGUGCAGAAGGCAGAUCGGAUUUUCGUCUUCGAGAACGGCAGGAUUGUGGAGCAGGGCAACCACGACGAGCUGGUUGCGCAAGGGGGCAUCUAUUCGGGCAUGGUCGAGACGCAGCAGCUGACUUGA